AUGAAAUCUCAAUUCUCCAAUAAAUGCUUUUUUAUCUUUGUUUACGCAGUCAUCAUAUACACAAUUCAAUUUCAUGACAUAUCCAACCCAACUUUCAAUAUCAGGCACAAAUACAUUGAAAUUGACACUAAUCAACAAAAAAAUCUCGUAACAAUUCCUUUUUUUCAAUCUGAGUCUACUCAUAUGACUCGACUUACUAGGUAUUUACCAAUGCAUUAUAUAGAUUUCGUUUUGGUUACAGAAAAUUGUAAUGAUUCUUCUUUAUUGAACUUAAAAAAGCCAAGAUGCCAUAUAAUGAAAUCGACAGCUUAUGUGGGCAUCUAUGAUCAUGCAUUUUGCUCGUUAGAUCCCCAAACUCAAGAAUAUACUUUAGAUAUGCAACCUCCUUACGAUCAGCCACUUUCAAGAUCUCGUACAACGAAUGAUAAGAGUGAAAUCGGUGUUUGGUUCGAAGAAACAUACCACGAAUGGGGUCAUCUCAUUCAUGACUUCUUAGGUUCAUUUACAUUCAUUCCUGAGUACGUUUUAGAGCAAGGUGUUGUUGCGCCAGGCCCAUGGAGUAAAGCAGAAAACGCUCCUGAGUGGCUAAGACUUCUAAAAUGGAAUGUUACAGUUUUUGAUGGAUAUACGCAUUUAAGACGCUAUGUAAACCAAUUAUACGUCGUUGCCCCAUUGAUGCUUGCUGAUGGUGUUACAACUGGAGGCAUUCCGAAGCUCCGAGAGCGAUUUGACAAAUUAUAUAAUUUGUCAUCUAUUCCAGCAACUCGUUACGUUGUUUCCAAUAAAUACAACAGACGAACCUUGACAAAUUUCAACGAAUUAGUUGAGUCUUUGAAGAAAAACGUUUCUCCACCAAAUGGAAACCAGUGGGAAGUCUACAAACUGGGAAAUAAUUUAACAAACACAAUGUACGAGUGGGCAACCUUCAAAGUUCUCGUUUCUGUCGCAGGUUCAAUGAUGUAUAAUUCAGUUUUUAUGAAAAGUUACACUGGGAUGUGUUUAGUGUUUUCCAAUGCAAUGGAUAUUGAAAAUAUGCAGCUAUGCAUUUGUUCUAAGAUAUUCAUGGCCGGCGUUGUCCAUCCAAAAUUUAUUCAUGAAUAUAAGGAAUACGCUUGUGACAUGGAACGGGUCGUAAAGCAUACAAAACAAGUUGUUGAGGCUGUGGAAAACAGAGGAUGGAAGGAUCAUGAAGGUUUAGUCCAAUUCUUCGAUCCAGAAAAACUGAAGGCAUGUCCGACAGAUAUUAUUAACCCAACUUACGUAGAUCAGGUUAUUGUUGAACCUAUUUACGAAAAAGAUAAUUGGGCGCAUUAA
Molecule: messenger RNA, 1314 nt
Organism: Trichomonas vaginalis G3
Lineage: Eukaryota; Parabasalia; Trichomonadida; Trichomonadidae
Product: glycosyltransferase family
Exons: 1
Coding region: 1-1314 (437 amino acids)
Molecular function (GO): glycosyltransferase activity
Source: RefSeq, a predicted model, not a curated record